ACGACUUGUAUAUAAAGAAGAAUCCAUUGUAUGGCUUCACUGUCAUUUCCAGUGUACAAUAACACUAGACAGCCAUCAUGGUUCAUUGGACUGCUGAAGAGAAAGCUGCCAUCACCUCCGUAUGGAGCAAGGUCAACGUUGAAAGGGAUGGACAUGAUGCUCUGAGCAGAUUGCUGGUCGUGUACCCCUGGACCCAGAGAUACUUCAGCAGCUUCGGAAACCUCUCCAAUGCCACCGCCAUCUCUGGCAAUGCCAAGGUGAAGGCUCAUGGCAAGAAGGUGCUCUCCGCUGUUGGUGGCGCCGUCCAACACCUGGAUGAUGUGAAACAUCACCUGGCUGCUCUCAGCACAUCUCAUGCCCAGGAACUCCAUGUGGACCCCGAGAACUUCAGGCGUCUUGGACAAGUUCUGGUCAUCGUCUUGGCCUCCAAGUUGGGAUCUACAUUCACCCCUCAGGUCGGGGCUACUUGGGAGAAGUUCAUCAAUGUCCUGGUGGCUGCUCUGAGCCACGGCUAUUUCUAAAACACUGUGGAAAAGUUAUUUGAACAUUGUUCCAUCUAAGUUUCCAAAGACUUUCAAAUGUCAGCCGAGUAAACUUUAAUUUAAAAAUUUAA
Molecule: messenger RNA, 613 nt
Organism: Hyla sarda
Lineage: Eukaryota; Metazoa; Chordata; Amphibia; Anura; Hylidae
Product: hemoglobin subunit beta-2-like
Exons: 3
Coding region: 78-521 (147 amino acids)
Biological process (GO): hydrogen peroxide catabolic process; oxygen transport
Cellular component (GO): hemoglobin complex; blood microparticle; haptoglobin-hemoglobin complex
Molecular function (GO): heme binding; oxygen binding; peroxidase activity
Source: RefSeq, a predicted model, not a curated record